AUGACGACGGCAGCGCGGCCGACAUGGGCGCCGGCCAAGGGAGGCGAGGAGCAGGGCGGGUCGCGCAUAUUCGGGCCGAGCCAGAAGUACUCCGCUAGAGACGUCGCCAGCCACGAGAGCCUGAAACCCAGGAGGGAGGGGCAGGUGACGAAGGAGGAGGUGAAGCGGCGGGACCUGCGGGGGGAGCUGGAGGAGCGCGAGAGGCGGCACUUCGCCGCUAAGGACAAGGAGCAGCAGCUGCGCACCGACGACCGCAAACGAACCACCGGGUUGCUGUUACCAGGUGCAGGCGGGGCGUUGGGAGGGCGGAAGGAGGUGGAGGAGCGGUUGAUACCCCGAGCAGCGGAUGCAGACGACUCCGAUGGAGAGGACAGGCGGGGCGGCGGGGGUGAUGACGAGGAUGAGGACGAUGAUGACGAGGACGAUGACGAGGAUGACACCAUGGAGCUGCUUGCUGAGCUGGAGAGAAUCAAGAAGGAGCGAGCGGAGGAGAAGCUGCGCAAGGAGAAGGAGCAGGCGGAGCAGGAGGCGAAGGCGAGAGAGAAGGAGAUGGCGCGCGGCAACCCCAUCAUGGCUGCUGGGGGAUCUGCCUUCGCUGUCAAGCGCAGGUGGGACGACGAUGUGGUGUUCCGCAACCAGGCCAAGGACGAGCAGAAGCCCACCAAGCGGUUCAUCAACGACACCAUUCGCAGCGACUUCCACCGCCGCUUCCUCAACAAAUACAUGAAGUAA
This is a messenger RNA of Closterium sp. Naga37s-1, 732 nucleotides long. The record is from the annotation of a GenBank genome assembly. NCBI's taxonomy places the organism in Eukaryota, Viridiplantae, Streptophyta, Zygnematophyceae, Desmidiales, Closteriaceae.